Zygosaccharomyces rouxii is the source of this 882-nucleotide messenger RNA. It is a transcript of the gene UTP23, whose product is annotated as rRNA-binding ribosome biosynthesis protein UTP23. Gene Ontology annotation, molecular function: small ribosomal subunit rRNA binding. The record is from RefSeq and is a predicted model, not a curated record. Gene Ontology annotation, cellular component: nucleolus; small-subunit processome. Bases 1 to 882 code for a protein of 293 amino acids. The transcript has a single exon. NCBI's taxonomy places the organism in Eukaryota, Fungi, Ascomycota, Saccharomycetes, Saccharomycetales, Saccharomycetaceae.
AUGCGUCAGAAAAGAGCUAAGUCAUAUAAAAAACAAAUGCUAGUUUAUAACUAUGCAUUUAGAUUUAGAGAACCAUAUCAAGUUCUAAUAGAUGAUCAACUAGUAUCGGAUUGUCAAAAAUCUCAUUACGAUUUAGUUGGUGGGUUGAAAAGGACUUUGCAGGCAGAAGUAAAACCCAUGAUAACUCAAUGUUGUAUGCAAGCACUUUACUUCACUAAAAAUCAAGAUGCUAUUGAAUUGGGUAAAUCAUUCGAAAGGCGUCGUUGUAAUCACCCACCAAAGGAAGCCAAACCACCACAUGAAUGUAUUCAAAGUGUUGUUAACGUUAAUGGCUCUAAUAAACAUCGUUAUGUGGUGGCUUCACAGGAUGUUACAUUGAGAAGAAAGCUCAGAAAAGUUCCAGGUGUACCGUUAAUUCACAUGUCAAGAUCGGUUAUGGUUAUGGAACCAUUAAGUGAAGCUAGUAGUCGUGUAAAUGAAAUGUCAGAAAGGGAAAAAUUGUUGAAAGGGCUCAACGAUCCUAAAUUGGCUGGAUUAAAGACCACACCAUCAGUAGAGAAUGAGUUGGAAUCAGAAAGCCAACCACCAGCAAAGAAACGUAAGGGUCCAAAAGGUCCGAAUCCAUUGAGUGUCAGAAAGAAGCAAAAGAAACCAGAACAACAAGGACAGGGACAAGGACAAGAACAAGAACAAGAACAUGAGAGUGAACGUGAACACGAGGACGCUGGAAAAAAGAAGAGACGCAGAAGACGUAAGCAUAAAGGUUCACAUGAAGACGGAGAUGGUCAGGAGAAUAGUGCAGGAGAAGUAGAAGCAGAAGAUCGUCCUCAAGAAGAUCGUCCUCAAGAAGAUCGUCCUCAAGGAGAUCAAAACAGUGAUUAA